AUAUAUGUGUAUAAUAUAUAUAUAAAUACACAUAUAUCUAUUUAUAUAUAGGCAAUAUACUAAGUCAAACGCUCCGAUAACAGAUACAGCUAGUUUAGAAUUGUUUAGCUGGGACAGUUUCGGUCAUGAGUCAGGCAUUCUAACAGGAGAUGGCGACUCGACGUCUGACAGUGAUGAAUGUGCAACACCUAAACCACGUCGCCGUAUGCGUGAUGGUGCUUUUGACACUGCGAAAUUUUCCAAAUGUUUUCUUCAUAGUCAUACGGUCUUCUUCUCGCAUCUUAUCGUUUUCAACUGGACAGUUUUUUUUUCAGAUUCUUCACGUGAAAUCGUUGUGGCGGCACGCCGAGCUCCUGUCCGACUGCUGAUCAACAAGCCAUACUGGAGAAAUAAAGGCAACGGUGUCGUUAAUGAAUCCAUUCAAUCUGGAAGUUCAUCUGAAGCUCCUUAUCCUGCUGCUAAAAGAAACCGCUGCAACGCUUGGCGUCCAUGUCUGGAUCUUGAGAAAAUGAUUAAGGUAUGGCUGAUAUUUUCUUAUAAGGAUUUUGUUUUAUGCUGUGCAGCCGGCGUUUGUCGUGUUUGCAGAAUCGCAUUUCAAGCGAAUCGCCACGCUGUGCUACCAGCAAAAAGGAUAACUUCACUCAGGACUGCUAGGCUGUUUCCUGCAGACACCGUAUUCGAGGAAAGGCUGCGCAAUUUCAUUAUCUUUAAACCUAAAGAAUUCAGGAAGUGUAUCGCUGUCACCAUCGAUUAUUCGAUUUCUCGACGCUGGCUUGCUCAAUUGUCGCACGUUCCGUUGCAAAACAUAUUUCCUUUUAUCAUCUUUGGGAUUUUAGUUCUGUGUUGGUAA
Angiostrongylus costaricensis is the source of this 850-nucleotide messenger RNA. NCBI's taxonomy places the organism in Eukaryota, Metazoa, Nematoda, Chromadorea, Rhabditida, Metastrongylidae. The record is from the annotation of a GenBank genome assembly.